AUAUAUUUUCCAAUCGUGAUGCAGACUGGGAGAGGCCCUUCAUUCAGCACUCUUAUUUCUUCUCAGCUGAACUCCCUGACUACAUCUGCAAAGAUGACCAAAGGUAUGAUCGUAAAGAACAUGUCCAUCAAGGUCGGGAAAACCCUGACCGUUGUUGGUGUUCCCAAGCCUGAUGCUACACAUUUUGAAGUGAACGUUGGCCCCAAUGAGGGGGAGAUUGCAUUGCAUAUGAACCCUCGUUUUAACGCCCUAGGAGAUGAGAAUACAGUGGUCUACAACUCUUACCAGGGAGACACCUGGGGUGAGGAGUUCCGUGAGGGAGGCUUUCCUUUCAAACAAGGAAAGGAGUUCGAGAUAAAAAUUGAAGUCACCCCUGAGGAGUUCCUGGUGACUUUACCAGAUGGCUCCAAAAUUCAAUUCCCCAACCGCAUGGGCAUGGAGAAGUACUCUUUCAUGAGCUUUAAGGGGGAUGUUCACAUAAUAAGCGUUGAGGUCAAGUAAACCCCCACCCUCCCAGGAAUCACUGGAUUGAAAUUCUCUUUUUUGUGUUUCAAUUUGUGUGACAUCUGUUCACAUAUUACUCCAGCUUUUAAAAUUCCUGAAAACAAGGGUUACCAGCCUCACAUGCUUAUCACAAAUGAUCAUAUUAUGGAAGAAUUUUGCUUUUUGACACGUGGUUAUGAAAAAAACCAUCGAAUGAAAAAAGGGAUGGAUUAGAUAGAGACAUGUAUAGUUAUAAUAGUCAGAUCUACACAAAGAAAGAUACACAUCAAGUAUUGUGACUGUAUGACUCUUCUGCACACUUGAAAGACCUACUGACUGUAAAGCAAACCAAACAUAAUGUAGUUCCAAGCCAAUGUUAUGUGACUGCUAUUUGCUUUGCUGUGUUUAGUUGAAAAGAACCACAGGAAAUGUGAUCAGUUUUUCUUUAAGGUGCCUUGAAAUGCUGCAUGCUUUUUAGUUUUCCCUCCUAGACAUUCCAGAUUUGCAAUUGGGUGUAAUGCUCACCUGUAAUAAUAUGCAUUAAAGCAUGGCCUUUUAGGAAAAAACAUGGACUUUGGUUAUUCCUUUAACAGCCAAGUGCACAUUUCCUCGGUACGAAAUUUUUUUCAUUUGAUUUCUCCAAACAGAUGCAUAGUACCUUUUACCCUCUCAUUAUUUCACACACUCACUGCCCUCUCCUCAUUUUGUAAUUAAGCAUACUAUAUUUUCAUGCAUAAACCGUGCCCUCUGCCCAGUCACACAAUCCUGUUGUCUAUCAUAAAGCCCCCUCCUUGACCGGUAAAAAUAUUUAUGACCAAUUUGUGACAUUGGUCCAAUGUACAGACAAGAUCGCUGUAUUAAAACACUCACAUCUACAGGUUAUGAACAGACAAACUGUAUGUGAUAAUUACUCAUAAUCCGAAUGCAAACUAAAAUGUUGUGGAUUAAUAAUUAGUCCUACAUUAACACUAUUAAUGACUGGUUUAAAGCCCCAUUUCCCACCUCUUUGCAAAGGCGGUGUAUUCACCAAGCACUUUAUUAGGAACAACAUACUAAUACUGGUGAGGGCCUCCUUUUGCUCUCAAAACAGCCUCAGUUCUUUGUGGCAUGGAUUCCACAAGAUGUUGGAAACCUUCCUUUGAGUUCCUGAUCCACGUUGACAUGAUUGCGUCACAUAAUUUCUGCAGAUCUCUAGGCUGCACGUCCAUGCUGCCAAUCUCCCAUUCUACCACUUCCCAAAGGUGUUCUACUGGAUUCAGAUCUGGUGACUGGGUAGGCCACUGAAAUUCACUGAACUCACUGUCAUGUUGGUGAAACCAGUUGGAGACGACUUUUGCUGUGUGACAUGGUGCAUUAUCAUGCUGGAAGUAGCCACCGGAAGAUGGUAAACUGUGGCCGUUAGGGGAUGCACAUAGUCAGCAACAAUACUCAGAUAGCCUGAGGCAUUCAAACCCUGAUUACACCACCACCACCACCACCAGUCUGGACUGUUGACACAGGGCAGGUUGGGUCCAUGGAUUCAAGCUGUUUUCCAGUCUUCAACUUUCCAGUUUUGGCGAACCUGUGCCCAUUGCAGCCUCAGAUUUCUGUUCUUGGCUGACUGGAGUGGAACCUGACAUGGUCUUCUGCUGUUGUAGUCUGAGAUGAUUUUCUGCUCACCACAGUUGUGAAGAAACGGUUAUCUGAGUUACCAGAGCCUCUCUGCCAGCUCGGACCAGUCUGGCCAUUCUCCACUGACUUCUCUCAUCAACAAGGCGUUUCCAUCCACAGACCUGCCGCUCACUUGCUCACAUGUUUAUUGUUUUUUUUUUCUCGGUAAACUUUAGAGACUGGUGUGCAUGGAAAUCCAAGGAGAUCAGCAGUUUCAGAAAUCCUUAAACCAGCUUGUCUGGCACCGACAAUCACGGCACAU
Molecule: messenger RNA, 2395 nt
Organism: Xiphias gladius (swordfish)
Lineage: Eukaryota; Metazoa; Chordata; Actinopteri; Istiophoriformes; Xiphiidae
Gene: lgals2a
Product: lectin, galactoside-binding, soluble, 2a
Exons: 4
Coding region: 19-501 (160 amino acids)
Molecular function (GO): carbohydrate binding; galactoside binding; laminin binding
Source: RefSeq, a predicted model, not a curated record